AUGGACAAAGAUUGCGACAUGGUUUAUAAAAAUAUUUCUGACCUUUACAAAUCCGAAGAAUUUAAGACAUACGAUAACUUUGUUUCAUUAGUUGCAAAAUGUGUAUGGCAGAUAAGAGAUAAAGAUAGAAGAGGUAAAGUAUGGAAUGAACAGAUAAAACCAGCAGCUUUUGAGUUAAAGAAAACCAUUGACGCCUUAGUUGUUCUAGCUGGUUUUAUUUCAAUGUAUAACGCAAAAACGAUGCCGCAAUGUUCAAAAUGUAAAGCAGCAAUAAGAAAAUAUAACUACUCAGUCAAAGAGAUAGAAAGCAUGCGAAACGACUAUGCAGACUUAAAGAAAGAAGCAGAAAAGCCAGCAGAAGAUAAAAUGGAUAUGUUGACAUUUCUUAAUAAAAACUAUCCAACAGCAGAAGAUUUCCUUUUAUCUGACGUCAAGAAGAAGUAUAAAGAAACUUUCGGCAUUGUUAAAACUUUUGAUAUCCUCAGCGAAGAAAUAGAAGCUACGAAAUUGUUUAGGAUUUCAAAUAUACAUCGUACAAUUCAUGUAAAAAGCUUGUGA
Molecule: messenger RNA, 558 nt
Organism: Trichomonas vaginalis G3
Lineage: Eukaryota; Parabasalia; Trichomonadida; Trichomonadidae
Product: organellar and viral DNA polymerase type B
Exons: 1
Coding region: 1-558 (185 amino acids)
Source: RefSeq, a predicted model, not a curated record